GUGCUUAAUCGGUCUUUGAGCAGAUAAUUAAAAAAAAAAAAAAAAAAAAGUGCUCAACAAGUACCUGAUUGUAUUCCCGCUGUUUCCCAAAUCCACUCUGUCCACCAAUUUCAGGAGGACCGCAGAAUCUUUUCCAUCCAGGUAACUUGAAUCAUCAUACAGGGGCCUCAAUUCAAUCUGUGAAAUGUAAGGAUCUCCUGUUUCUUGCACCAAACAGAAAUCUGUGUACUGAUCAGUAGCUCUGAAGAUGCUUUCAACUUGUGAUUCUCCUGAAGAGUCCACCAAACCUAUUGGUGUUACACCAACCAAGACAUCAAAGGUAGGGGAUUCCGACCCUAGUACUGUGUUGCUGAAAGGGAAUGUGCCUCUUAUCAAAUAGUCGUGGUCCGGAGUUGUUGGCAAGCUGUAACAUCUCUUCUCAGCGUUACCAAUGUAGAAAUAUCUAACUUUAUCGUGGCCUGUUGUGUAGUUAUCGGGUGAUGCUCUGGCUAUGUUCUGGCAACCUGUUUCAUCUGGAUACCAUUGAUCAUCUGAUAUCCAAGUUAUUGAGGAGCUAUCUGUUUGCCCUUUUCCACCACAGCAUUUUAUGCUUAUGAAACCUGCAGGUCACAAGAUUCUCAUGUUUUAGUAAAUUCUGCUUUCCUUCCCUGAAUCAUUGUUGGAACAAAGAGGGGAGCAACUACAGGCAAGAAUUGUCCGUGAACUUGGAAUUUGGUCAGGGUAGUCCGAAAUCUCAUGACUACCUAGAAUUGUAUCUUCUGUCGUUAUAACUACUUCACUUCAGGGUUAUUUUCCAGGAAGGAAAAUUCCUGUGUUUAGUUCCUUGAUCCAUUGCGUGUUGAUGGAUAUAUUGAGUGUGUUUAUCUGAAUUCAGCUAGGGUUCAUGAGUUUGGCACUUGCAUACACCAAGUUCUCAGGCUCAAUAAAAGGUAACAAUUACUAUUGUGCAUUUACUACCGAAAUGGCUGAUUCUUUUAAUGCCAAGGUGGCAGUCAAAACAUAUUUUCAGCGUCCGGAAUAUCUGGUUGGAAUUAGAUCAAUACUCAUGAAUGAGCCUGAUCCAUGAUCCUGAUACUUUGCAACAAGAUCUCUUCUGGAAGAUCUUGUCAAUUGAUAAAUACAGUUGCUGGCGUAUGCAGUUUAAUGCUAACACAGACAUGUCUUGGUGUGUGGAGUUGAAAUACUUACCUUCUUGUUGUGCAGGAAUUGAUUGAACAAGUAAUAUGAGCAGGCAAAGAAUGGAAGAGUCAACACUUGUCAACCUCCAAUUAUGCCUUCCUCCCAUCCCCAUCAUCUUCUCAUCUUACAACGGGCUCGCCCCAUCCGGUCAUCAGAAGAUGAAAAGACCUGCUUCUCAGUUCAUCAAACUCUUGCUCAGAACCCAAAGAUUCCUCACUUCUGCAAAGCUCUUGUGCCUGAGCUUUUCCGGCUAGAAAUUGACCGAGCUGAAUCAAUAUUGAGAUACUCCCAAAGCAAAAACCAAUGAACUCACUAGCUGGCUAAGCAGUAGGACAUGGAAUAUAAGGGAAAUCCAAAAAAGAAGGGUCUGUUCAGAAGGAGCUAAUCACAGAGAGCAUCAGAUGACAAAAGGGAAUCAAAAGAAAUUGGUAAGUUUCCCUUUCCUUGGUGAGGCAGAUGAUGAUGAUCAAAAUAACAGGGUUUGACUUCAAAGCUAGAGGGUAGAAGGGGGAAAAAGGUGAUUAUUAGGGUGGGUGUGGGACUGAAUCAGAAUAAGUCCUAAGCUUAAAAUAUUGAUUUCUAACUUAUAAAUUUAAUUGGUUGUUGUUGUGGAGUGGCGUAAUAAGAACAUUGGUAUUUCUUAGUAUUAAAACCUUUGUUUUGGUGUAGAAUUAGGGUACAUUAUCAAUCGAACAAAGGGUUUUAAAUAAUUGGAAGGAACCUCUCCCUUCGUUUUUCGUCUCUCUUCUUGUCUCUUACCUGGUAUAGAACAUCAUCAUUCCAGCCCCGGGUUUGGUUUGAUGGUAUUUUGAUUGACCUCUUUUUACUGUUCUAACUGAUAUGGAAUCCUGAUAUGAACUGGAUGGUUUCAGGCACAGGGUGUCAACGCGCUGCUGACAAACUGGAACUCUGGAGUUUCCUCUCCAUUUUCCCAAGUCGUGAGAGAGUGUUGAAACUACUGCGGAUUUGGUCAAGAGAGAACUGGCGAGUGAGGAAAUGUCACCCACGCAAUGACUUUCAGGUAUCUGAACUCAUGGAUUCUGCUUGAACAUCAGUUUGGUUCCACGCGUAGGGAUCGCUAUGGCUUUGAACCAAGUUUGUACCAAUUAACAAUGGACGGAAUGAGCAUUUAUCUCACCGACAAUCAUUCUGACCACUUACUCCCAAACUCUUUUCUGGAUGAAAUUUGCUUUCUACAGAGUAAAAUGAUAGACGCAGGAGGUUGAGGGAUGGUUUGCCAAAAUAUAGUUAUUUUAAUGUAUAUUAUCGGAAAUGUGCAAUUUAGUUUGUAUUUAGAAGAAUAUUGUAGUCUAAAACUGUACAUGUGUGAUGGCACAUACACCUAACAAAAUGCUAAAAGUAUGCGCGUUUACACGUAUCUCAAAUGGAACAACUUACUAUUACGCUCAAAAUGGGAUGCUCAUGUUGAGAGGAACAACAAAAAGGUUCUGGUCAACAUGUGCGCGAAAGUACCAACUUUUCUUCUUCCUCUUGGUCAAGAAGCCAAUGAAGAUGCAUGAACAAUUUGGACAGAUCAUCGACCAUGGAGAGGAAGGUCAUCUCAAUGUCAUCCCAUUGGAUGGAGAAGAAGACGGACUUACAACUCAAUCUUCAGAAAGAGAAGAAGGUAGCAGUUUUGAAGAAUACGAACUAAUCCAAAUCUUCUUGGAUUUGCGGGAAGAUGUUGAAGACUUCAAGGUAUCACAUCACUUGAGGGAUUUCAUCACUUCCUACGUCUUCUUCAAUCUGCAUCCUCAAAAAAUCCACCUACCAGAGCAACCUCAACCACAGGAAACAUCCAAGAGGAAGAAUCGAGUAUGAUGAUUCCCUUCACCUCUUAGUCAAGGUUUAGAACAACCUUGGAACCCAUAAACCUUGAACAAGAGGAGAAAUCCUAUUACUUGCCACUGUGGGUGCCACGAUCGAUGCAGCAAGAGGAUAAAUCAAAUUAUACGUAGGAGGAAUCGUGCAUUGAGUAUAGUGAGAUAUAUUGAAGCCAAAUUUAUCAAUCAAGAGGUCACUGAUGAUGAUUUCGAGGAGAAAGAGAUGGAGCUAGAGAUAUACAUCAAUAAAAGGUCGGGAUUCUAUAUGAGGAUACCUUACGAGCAAGCUAUUAUCAUUGUGAUGAAGACCUAGUAUGGGGGAAUAGUUGAAAGAAGCUCAAUUCCAGAUUUGAGUUAGCGCAAAGGCGCUCCGAAUGCUCAUUACAAGUCCCAAGUCGUGGCUAGAGAAGAUUGAGGAAUUGGAGUGCAAAGUAUCAGAAGACUAUCAAGAGUUUAAUUCCCGAAGUGGAUUCAAUCGACAUCCCAUAGAGCCAUCUUUAACAAAUAUCGACAAAUGGGGUGUUGGGUGGACAUCCAAACUUGAUUGGUCAUCUGGUUAAGGAGCAUGUUCUUCGAGAGAUGAUGGGCAGCAUAAUUUUUUUUUUAUUUUGAAUUUUGUUUAUGAGAAGAAGCAUCAACUCUCUUCAUUAUCUGCUUUUUUCUUUUGCUUAUGUAGAAUGUCCCUAUAUAAUGAAUAAGAGUGAUUUGAGCUAAGCCAUCUAUGUAUAUCUCGAAUUGAACGUCAAAUGAGUUAAACGGUUCCAAAUAUCUGGCAUGACUUACUUAUCUUUUAGUCCAUUGAGGACAAUGUCCUAUUUAAAGUGUGGUGUGGAAUUGUGUUGUGAUGGUUUCCUUUGUAUGCUCUAUACAUGCUAUAUGUUUAGUUGUUGAAAUCGGAUAAUUUUAUCCAAUACUAGUAUUUAUGUGUUCUAUGUGAACUUUUCAAAAAUUACUAAAGAUGUUUUUCCAUCAUUGACUCGUUUAGUCUUCCUCUACAAGCAUGUUCACUACUCAUCUUACUUUGAAUCAAUGAACCUAGGGAUUUCACUUAGUCUAGGGAGGCUAGUGUAGUGUCUAUGAAUGAUGUGACAGUCAAAGGUUUUUGAAUGUCAUGCUAUUUGAUUCAUUGUAUAUUUCUAAUUAUGCGUUGAGUCUCACUUUUUAAAACUUUUUCCCAUAAGGUGAAUUGUAUCUUAUAUAAAAUGCUAAAACUACCUAUCAAGACAUGUUGGUAUAAUUUGAAAUAUGCUCAGUUUGUUCAAAAUAAAGUGUGGGGUAAGCCCAACAUGUGAGGCAUCUCAUCAUUGCAAAAAUAUAUAUAUAUAAUAAACAAAGAUACAUAAAUUGCUCUUGCUCAACUAAUAAGGGUCUAGUGCUAUAUAAAGUCCCUACGAAUAAAAAAUAAAAAAAUAGUGAUGAGAAAAACAAAUAAAAAUAUAAAAAAAUGAGUUUUUUGAAAGUAAAAAGUGAUUAAAAGGUAUGUCAAACGAUGGUAGAAGCAGCUCAAGUUCUAAAUCGUUUUUCAAAAGUUUCACCCUAUGUGUUUUGAGACUCAUGUGUGAUUGGGGGUUUAUGAUUGAGAUGGGUAUCGUGUUGUUUAUACAUGCUAACAUGGUCAGAGUCUUCUCUUGGCUAUUUUUGACAUUGCAAGUUCACUUAUGAUCCACUACCUAAGAUCGAUGGUUGAGUGUCACCUUUAGCGGCUAUAGAGUUAUAUGAUUAUGAGUAGUGUUUGCUUGGGGACAAGCAAAGUUCAAGUGUGUGGUAUUUUUUAUAACAGUCAAUUUAUAGUAUUUAUUACUCUCAUAUUUGAUACAUUUCCCCAUUUCUAUCAAGGUAUCUUUAGUAUAUUUUAACUAUUUUAUCUAUGUGCCUAAGAUAGACCUUGAGUGUGCUUUUGUACUAUUUUAAGCCUUUUUGUGUUGUUUUUGUGCAUUUUAAGGAUUUUAAUACACUCAAGGCGAGAUU
This is a messenger RNA of Linum trigynum, 4970 nucleotides long. The record is from the annotation of a GenBank genome assembly. NCBI's taxonomy places the organism in Eukaryota, Viridiplantae, Streptophyta, Magnoliopsida, Malpighiales, Linaceae.